Ilex paraguariensis (yerba mate) is the source of this 2016-nucleotide messenger RNA. Lineage: Eukaryota; Viridiplantae; Streptophyta; Magnoliopsida; Aquifoliales; Aquifoliaceae. The record is from the annotation of a GenBank genome assembly.
AUGUCUCAUGUCAUGUGCAUACAGGAGGAAGAUACCAAGUCAGGCUACAAUUCCUGCAGCCCAUGGAAAACUAAACAGAAAGGUGGUUUCACAGCUACCUUCUUCAUUUAUGCGUUGGUGGCAUUGGACAACAUGGGUUUUGUGGCGAACAUGGUGAGCAUGGUCCUGUACUUCAUUUACAAGAUGCACUUUGAUCUAUCUGGCUCAGCCAACACCCUGACAAACCUCAUGGGUUCAACUUUCUUGCUCUCUAUUGUUGGUGCCUUCAUAUCAGACACUUUCUUGAACAGACUCCAUACUUGUCUCAUUUUCGGAUUUGUUGAAGUUCUGGGUUUGUUGAUGAUGACAAUUCAAGCUCAUUACCCUAGCUUGCAACCACAUGCCUGUGGGAAUAAGUCAAGUUGUGUAAAAGGUGGUAUAGCAGUCAUGUUCUAUGCCUCUCUAUCUUUAGUUGCAUUGGGCAGUGGUGGGGUUAGGGGUGCUCUAGCACCCCUUGGUGCUGACCAGUUCAACCAGAAAGACCCAAAAGAAGCCAAAGCUCUAGCCAGCUACUUCAACUGGCUUUUGCUUAGCACUACUUUGGGUGCAUCCGUUGGAGUCACGGUGAUCGUUUGGGUCAGCACCAACAGAGGUUGGUGGUUGGGUUUUCUAAUAUCUUCGAUUUCUACAUCCAUGGGUUUUGUUUUUCUUGCACUUGGAAGCCCUUUCUACCGCAUCCAACCACCCGGGGACAGCCCCAUCACAAGAAUUGCACAGGUUAUAGUUGUGGCAGUUAAAAAUCGAAGGUUAUCAGUACCAGAGAAUCCUGGUGAAUUAUAUGAGAUCAAUGAAAAGGAAUUAGUUUCUACGGAGGACAAGAUUGCACACACCAAGCAAUUUAGGUGCCUCGACAAAGCUGCAAUUCUUGACAAUGGCUCUUCACCCUCACCAUGGACAGUAUGCACAGUGACCCAAGUUGAAGAAGUGAAGAUUCUAACAAGAAUGUUACCCAUAAUAGCCAGCACAAUCCUAAUGAACACCUGUUUGGCACAACUCCAAACAUUCUCUGUCCAACAAAGCAGCAUAAUGGAUCGUUACUUAGGCUCAUUUGAAGUCCCAGCACCAUCAGUCCCAGUAAUCCCACUAAUCAUCAUGUCCAUUCUCCUUCCCAUCUACGAAUUUCUCUUCGUCCCCUUCGCUAGAAAAAUCACUAAACACCCAUCAGGGAUCACCCAGCUCCAACGCGUUGGAGUCGGCCUUGUUCUCUCCAUAAUUUCCAUGGUCAUCGCAGGCGUUGUAGAGGUGAAAAGAAGGAAUCAAUCCAUCAAAACACCAUUGAAGCCCAUCAGUCUGUUUUGGCUCACAUUUCAGUUCUCCAUUUUUGGGAUCGCCGACAUGUUUACGAUGGUGGGAUUGCUGGAAUUCUUCUAUAGAGAAGCGCCUGCGGGAAUGAAAUCGCUAUCUACUUCAUUUACUUGGAUUUCACUCUCGUUUGGCUAUUUUCUCAGCACUGUGUUCGUGGAUAUUAUUAACUUGGUGACCAAGAAAAUUGCGCCGAGUAGACAUGGGUGGUUGUAUGGACAGGACUUGGAUAAGAACAAUUUGAAUCUGUUCUAUUGGUUCUUGGCUGUGCUUAGCUGCAUCAACUUUGGGAACUAUCUGUUUUGGUCCUGGUGGUAUAGGUACAAGAAAGAAGAUACUUCAAAUUUAGGGAAUAGUUUGCAAGAUGUUGAACCUAAGAAGAUCAAUGGAGACUCCUCCCUUACAAAAAAAGAGGGUGCUAAUGAAGAUGAUACUUCAAGGUUAGGGACUGGUUUGCAAGAUGAUGAACCUAAGAAGAUCAAUGGAGACUCCUCUCUUGCAGAAAAAGAGGGUGCUAAAGAAGAAGAUACUUCUAAGUUAGGUACUGUUUUGCAAGAUAGUGAACCCAAGACAACAAUGGAGACUCCUCUCUUGAAGAAAAAAAAGAGGGUGCUGAAGAUCAAGACCAAGACCAGCAAGUGGGUGAGGCCAAAACAGAUAAAUAAGAAAAGAUAG